This is a messenger RNA of Arthroderma uncinatum, 1227 nucleotides long. RefSeq lists its product as uncharacterized. The transcript is spliced from 2 exons. NCBI's taxonomy places the organism in Eukaryota, Fungi, Ascomycota, Eurotiomycetes, Onygenales, Arthrodermataceae. The record is from RefSeq and is a predicted model, not a curated record. Bases 1 to 1227 code for a protein of 408 amino acids.
AUGUCUUCGCAAAACAACCCUCUCGUUAUCCACGUUGUGAUAUAUACAGAACCGUCUCUCAGUCCCCAUGAGUCCCAUGUUGCUCUUUCAGUUCAAGUGGAAGUCACAGGCAAAUUCUACGUUUUCCACGCGGUCGAGGAUAUCUCAACAGAAUCAGAAAUGAAGUUUGAGAGAUCGGAAAGGGAUCGAAACCCCCUGGGAACUAAAACCCCACACCAAAGCAUUGUGUUACAAACUUCUACCCCUGAGAGCCAAUUCGAGUCGCUUUCGGCCGUGUUGGCUGCUACUCCUGUUCCUAGACCUAAGCCAACAGACUGGAACUGCCAGUCGUGGAAACGGAGUGUCCGGUUCUGUGUCUGGCCGCUGUCAUUUAACCCGGAAAUUGCCAUGAACGUACCUACAACUGAGGAGGACCUGCGAUCUGCUACAUGGAUUGUUGGCGAGCGUGGGAAAUCAACUGGUGUAUAUGUCACGGUAUCUGGUAUAUUAGUCAAAUAUGGCCACCACGUCCGGAGCCAACGAGAACGACAGACCAUGGAUUUUGUCCGCGAAAAUUGUCCUCAAGUACCUGUUCCGAAGGUGUUUGGUUCUUGGAAAGGAGAAGAUGGCGUGGAGUACUUGGCAAUGUCAAAGAUGCCGGGAACGAUGCUGAGCGAGGCCUGGACGGCCAUGGAGAAAGGCGAAAAGGAAUCAGUUCUACGGGACCUGCGAACUAUCUUGGAUCAUUUUCGGGAGCUACGUGCCCCAGCGGGUGCUUUGAUCGGGUCCAUUGAUGGGGGGCCAGCUGCUGAUUGCCGGGCACGCCAUACUGAAUUCGGUGGGCCAUUCAGGACUGAAUCAGAAUUCAACGAAUGGCUAGUAUCCCUGAUACACCCCGAAUCUAUGCAGUUUCAUUCCUCGUUCUACUUAGAGACGAUUCGAGGUUCCCUGAAAUGCAACCACCAACUGCGAUUCACCCAUGGUGAUCUCGGACUUCAUAAUAUCCUAGUGGAAAAUGGGCGGAUUACGGCGAUUAUAGAUUUUGAGUUUGCCGGAUGGUAUCCGGAAUACUGGGAGUAUCUUAAGAUGAUACAAUUUUCGCGCGACCCUCUAUUCAGGUGCUUUGCACGACUUUGCUGGAGAGAUGGCGCAGGAAAACAGGUAACAUACGACGAAAAUUUUGCUAUCGACCAAAUGUUGGAUAGCCAAGCUAAACAUGGGGACCGAGUUAUCAAACGCCCACGUUAG